GCAGCCGUUAACGACAACCUUCGUACGGAGUGACUGGACGCCGCCCUUCAUUCCACCGCCUCAUGGCGUUCCUCUCCCCGAGGUCCAUGCUCUUUCUCCUCUGCAGUGUCGUGGUGCUUUUCGCCGCCUCGGCCACAUUCGAUUCCCUGGCUGAUCCGUCUUCAGACUUCGUGGGUCCUGGAACCAACGCGACUGCCGAGUCUUCGAGUUGCAGGGGGCUUUUUUCUGAUGGCUGUGUAAGGCGCGGCUGUAAGGUGCGAUUCCUCUUCGAGCUCACCCAGUACUGGGUGGACGGGGACCGCACUCCGCGACCAUAUGACCCGCCGGUAUGUGUGUGCCAGCAGAUCAGAUCAGAUUAGAGCAGACCAGUCCUCCCCUCCCCUCCCCUCGUCAACCCUUUCCCUCUUUGGCUGUGCAUAUAUACAGAGAAUCAUGGACAUUGAGUUCCACUCGUAUCCCUGGCGAUGGGAGUGUUCGAGUGGUUUCAACCGUGCGCGAAGGGAUGCCUCCCUGGGUGCAGAGGCAUGCCUCGUUGCAAUCAGGGACACCUUCUACACCGAGGCCUUCGACGGGUGGCCUUCCCAUUCUUCCGCGUGUGGAGGCAUGUGUAUGGAGCCGCCGCAGUUCGACCCACAAGGCAGCGGCUCGUUCGCCGAAGCCAUCGGCAAGCGGGUCUGCGGCUGGCUUCCCGGCUUGCCACCGGCGGUUUUUAUCGGUAGGUCUCAGAAACCACCCUAGGAGGGAGGGAGGCCUGGGACACGUCAAGCACUCACUCUGGUUGUGUGGAUGGAUGGUUGGAUGGUAUGCUGCAGAGGGUUAUGUCAUCGCCAGGAUUGAGGGAGAUCGCUGCUGCUACCACAGCCACAGAUGCUGUCCUGCGCACCUCGGCUACGGCGCCGACCGGUGUUGGCCGGCGAGUUGGCUUCUGAACACUGAGGGCAGGCGCAUGCAGGUUUCGCCGGGCAAGAUGUACUAUAGCUGCCAAACAGGGAACGCUGGCCCCAUGUAUUGAGGGGGGGUCCGUCCGCGUGCAUUCUAGUCAGCUGUCUGUUUCAUGUGUGUGUAUUUGGCUUUGACGGAUGGAUGGAUGGAUUUAUGAUGAGGUGUGUCUGUGUGUGUCUCUCUCUCUCUCUCGGCACCCAUGGCAGGCAGCGUGCUGCAUUGUGUUGGCUGACGGGUGACGUACGGGACACACUUACAUACAGAGAGAGAGAAGGUCAUCAAUGGCUGUGGGCGUUGCCACCGUGACUGUGUGGCUGUGUCUUGUGUGUCCAGCCAGCCGUUGGUUGACCUACGUACGGGGCAGUCACUGUUGGCUGGCAGUGUGGGGGCGGACGGCCCAUGUCAUGGAUGGAUUUGUCGCGUGUUCAUGGUGUCUCAAUGUCUCUAUUUUUCGUCCGUGUGUGGUGCCUAUGGCCUUCUGGGUAUGACACACACGCUUGUCCGUCUGCCUGCCUGCAGAGAGAGGGAGAGAGACGUGCAAGUACGUGCCAUAUAUUGGGUCUCAUGUGUGUGGGUGUCCAAAAGCAGCGAGCCGCUGAGAGGUCGACGGCACACGGCAUACAUGCACAGCGAGCGCUUCAUUCGUCCGCCGUGCACACCACACACCAGUGAUGUGCCAACUAAUUCAAUUCAUCAGAGAGAGACACGCACUCUUUUUCCGCCACAUUACAUACCAUAUCUGUCUGUCUGUGUGUCCGUGUGUCUGUGUGUCUGUCCUUAAGGCUGUGCUGGUUUGCAGACAGAGUAGAGGAACGGCAAGCGUUCGCCUCCGUGACGCCUGCCCUUGUCGCUCACAUGGAUAGAUAUGCAGCGCGGCUGGUCUUAUAUAUCAUAGUCAUUUUACCCGCCCUGUUGUCAUUUCAUAGAAAGCCCCUCCCUACUCGUCGACGCUGUCUGCCUGUCUGUCUGUCUGCUUCCAUGAGGGUAUUGAGGGGGGGCUGUUCUGUCUGUCGGAUGGUGGGUAGGACGCGACAGACCAUCUGUGACGGUGAUUCUUGUAGCACGAUUGGCGGUGCCUGGUCUGCACAGACACGCCGUGAGAUGAGCAGCGUGUUCGAAUGAUGAUCAGUCAAGUGAUUGAUGUCAGUCACACUGCAAAUCGCGACUGUGGGCGGUGGGAAAGGUAUGCACGCU
Molecule: messenger RNA, 2136 nt
Organism: Vitrella brassicaformis
Lineage: Eukaryota; Vitrellaceae
Source: the annotation of a GenBank genome assembly